CCGUGUGAAGGGAGGUGAGGGGAGGCAGCCAUGUACCUCCUGGACAGCAGCGAGCCGCCCGCUGCCGCCUCUCCGGAGAGGAUGCAGCGGGGCACCCCCCAGAGGAAAACCGUCUACCGCAUCUCCGUGACCAUGGUGAAGAAGGAGCUGCUGGGGCCGGAGGGGAGCCGUGCUGGCCCGGAGCCGCCCCAGCACAGGCGCCGCCGAGCGCUCGGCUCCUCCAGCCUCACCAGGGCUGGGCUGCUGCUGCUGGAGGAAGAGGAGGGCGAGGAGGAGAGCGAGGAGCAGGACAGAGUGCCCAGCCCCUGCGGCUUCCGCAACUUCAGGACCCUCAGCACGGGGCAGCUGGAGCUGGGCCGCCUCAAGGUGCCGCGGAGAGCGGCGCAGCCCUUCCCAGCCGAGCCGGCCGGCAGGCGCCCGCGCGAGCCGGGCGCUGCUGAGGGGACCGCAAGUAGCCCGGACGAUGCUGCGCCCGGCGCCGGCCGCUCGCCCGCAGGGGAGCAGGGGCAAAGCCCCGGGCGGCAGCCGGGCCUGCUGCGCCGGAGCUUCAGCUUCCGCCACUGGAGUGGUGGGGAGCUGCUGCGCAUCAGGGCGCUGACGCGGGUGCGGCGGCACAGCAGCUCGGGCUGCCUGCCCGCGCCGGCCGACCCUGCAUCCAGCCAGGCGCCCGGCGUGCCCGCUGUUCCCAGUGUGCCCCCCGAGCCAGCCGUCGCCGCGGGCCCCGAGAAGCGCAACACGCUCGACGUGGGCGAGGUGCUGAGCAAGGCGGAUCCGCUCGCGGAGCUGGAGCGCUGGGAGCGGAGCAAGAGCAAGAACCGGACCCUGGAUAACAGUGACCUGCAGCGGCUCUCGGAGCGCCUGGGGCGCGAGGGCCCCGCCGGCGGCGCCGCCCACGAGCACCGGCUGCUGCGCUUCUUCAGCGGCAUCUUCGCCCGCAAGGACGGCACCUCCACCCCCUUCGGCAGCCCCCACGGCCGCUCGCCGCGGGGCAGCUUCUCCAGGUCCAGGGCUUAUUUUAGCAGCCUCAGGAGAGCCACGGUGGAUGUGCAGUCCAGCUCCGAGAGCAUCAAUGGGUCCCCUCACAAAGAUGCCUUUGUAAAUAGCCAGGAAUGGACACUAAGCCGAUCUGUACCGGAGCUCAAAGUGGGGAUUGUGGGGAACCUGGCAAGCGGCAAGUCUGCGCUCGUGCACCGGUACCUGACUGGCACCUAUGUGCAGGAGGAGUCGCCUGAAGAUAUGGAUGCAGGUGGGAGAUUCAAGAAAGAGAUAGUAGUUGAUGGACAAAGCUAUCUGCUGCUGAUUAGAGAUGAAGGGGGCCCUCCAGAGGCACAGUUUGCCAUGUGGGUGGAUGCUGUUAUAUUUGUCUUCAGCUUGGAAGAUGAAAUCAGCUUCCAGACUGUUUACCACUACUACAGCCGUAUGGCCAACUAUCGCAACACUAGUGAAAUCCCAAUGGUACUGGUGGGAACGCAGGAUGCCAUAAGCUCCAGUAACCCUCGUGUGAUAGAUGAUGCCAGAGCAAGGAAGUUAUCCAACGAUCUCAAGAGAUGCACUUACUACGAGACCUGCGCUACCUAUGGGCUCAACGUGGAGAGGGUCUUCCAAGAUGUUGCUCAGAAGAUCGUUGCAACAAGGAAGAAGCAGCAGCUCUCAAUUGGACCCUGCAAAUCUUUACCCAACUCUCCAAGUCACUCGUCUGUGUGCUCUGCCCAGGUUUCUGCUGUACAUAUCAGCCAGACCAGUAAUGGAGGAGGGAGUUUAAGUGAUUAUUCCUCCUCUGUCCCAUCAACUCCAAGCACCAGCCAGAAGGAGCUACGGAUCGAUGUUCCUCCCACUGCCAACACACCAACACCGGUCCGUAAACAGUCCAAGCGCCGGUCCAACCUUUUCACGUCUCGGAAAGGGAGUGACCCAGACAAAGAGAAGAAGGUCCUGGAGAGCAGAACGGAUAGCAUUGGAAGCGGCCGUGCAAUCCCAAUUAAACAGGGUAUGCUGCUAAAACGAAGUGGCAAGUCUUUGAAUAAAGAAUGGAAGAAGAAAUACGUCACGCUAUGCGACAACGGCGUCCUGACCUAUCAUCCUAGUUUACAUGACUAUAUGCAGAACGUUCACGGGAAAGAAAUCGACUUGCUGAGAACCACUGUGAAAGUCCCCGGAAAGAGGCCACCCCGAGCUACGUCAGCUUGUGCGCCCAUUUCUAGCCCCAAAACGAACGGUCUCUCCAAGGACAUGAGCAGUUUACACAUCUCCACGAAUUCAGAUACCGGCUUGGGAGAUUCCGUGUGUUCGAGCCCAAGUAUAUCCAGUACAACCAGCCCCAAACUCGACCCACCUCCUUCACCUCAUGCCAAUAGAAAGAAACACCGCCGGAAGAAAAGCACGAGCAAUUUCAAGGCUGAUGGCAUCUCGGGCACAGCAGAAGCCAAACGCAAAGCGUGGAAACUAAACCGUGUUGGUAGCCUGCGAAAUAUAUACAGCAGCAGCAGCACCAACACCGAAGAACAAGAAGAAAACUUUGAGUUUAUCAUCGUCUCUCUCACUGGCCAGACAUGGCACUUUGAAGCUACUACAUAUGAAGAAAGAGAUGCAUGGGUACAAGCCAUAGAGAGUCAGAUCUUGGCCAGUUUACAGUCAUGUGAGAGCAGCAAGAACAAGUCCCGACUGACAAGUCAGAAUGAGGCCAUGGCCCUGCAGUCAAUAAGAAACAUCAGAGGCAACUCUCACUGCGUGGACUGCGAGGCACAGAAUCCCGACUGGGCUAGUUUGAAUCUGGGAGCUCUCAUGUGUAUCGAAUGCUCAGGUAUCCACCGAAACCUUGGCACGCACCUUUCCCGAGUGCGCUCGCUUGACCUGGAUGACUGGCCCCUGGAGCUUAUCAAGGUCAUGUCUUCUAUCGGGAACGAGUUGGCCAACAGCGUCUGGGAGGAGAACAGCCAAGGCCACCUGAAACCUUCGUCCGACUCCACGAGGGAUGAAAAGGAGCGCUGGAUCCGCGCGAAGUACGAGCAGAAGCUCUUCCUUGCACCGCUGCAGUGCCUGGAGCUCUCGCUAGGCCAGCAUCUCCUGAGGGCUACAGCCGAGGAAGACCUGCGGAUGGUCAUCCUGCUCCUGGCCCACGGCACGCGGGAUGAAGUGAAUGAGACGUGCGGCGAUGGCGACGGGCGCACCGCCCUCCACCUGGCCUGCAGGAAGGGAAACGUGGUCUUGGUGCAGCUCUUAAUUUGGUACGGCGUGGACGUGAUGGCCCGCGACGCCCACGGCAACACGGCGCUGGCCUACGCCCGGCAGGCCUCCAGCCAGGAGUGCGUCGACGUCCUCCUGCAGUACGGCUGCCCCGACGAGCGCUUCGUCCUCAUGGCGACGCCCAACCUGUCCCGCAAGAACAACAACCGGAACAACAGCAGCGGAAGGAUGCCCACCAUCAUCUGAGGGACCCGUCGGCGUCUUCGCUGACCGGAAUCACACCCGCGGCCUCACAUUCCUCCAUUCCCAUCGCAGCUCUGCUCUGUGAGCCCGCAAACUUUCCUUUCCCCUUUUCCCUUAGUCCCAUCCCGGUCCCACGCAGGAACGUCGCCCCCGGAGAGCGCGAGGGCAUGAGGAGCAGCAGAGGGGGCUGCAGAGGAAGCUUUGUUUCAGCAGGUGCUCCUGGAUGAGGACGGCAGUGCAGGAGCAAGGGCACCCAGCGGGGUUCCCCCCUGGGGCCAUGGCGCGGGGAGCGCCAGCACGGCGGCCUCUCGGCACCGGCUCCACCAGUGGGGCAGGACGGGCUGCAGGGAGCGGCGAGUGGAAGCGAGAGGGAGAAAGGAGCAAAGCGAACCAGCAACUUUCCGUAAGUGACAGCCGAGCACAUCAGUACGUUUCACCUCUACUGAGCGGAGUGCUUGGAUUUCAUUCUCUUCUCCGAAGAGCUUGACGGCAUAAAUCAGAAGCAAGCACAGAGUUUGUCAGGUUUGAAGCUCCUAUGAUGGUAUGUGUCAAAUCAGUUGUAGCUAAUCUGUCCAGGGAGAAUACUGGCUUCAUUACACUUGUAUAGUUGAGUUCUUCCAGCAUUACCGCUGUUUAAUAGAACAUGAUUAGUCAUCACGGAGAAAAAAGCAUAUUAGCUGAGGAGGUAGUUACAUGGCACGCUUCGGUGAUUGCUUGGAUGUGAUUGCAAUAUUCUUAGAAGCAUCAUAUUAUCUCAGACAUGUUCUCUCAAGCCCUUGGAGCCCUCCUUUCUAAAUUCACUGUCAUAAUUUAGUAUCUGUUUAAUUUUUCAGCCCAAAGAGGGGAAAUGAGUUGCUGAGUGUUAUUUGACUGCAGUCUCCUUGGUGUAAAAACAAAAUGGAAAAAAUAAAUAAGAGUAAUAUGGAAACACAGAAAGGAAUAAUGAAUACUACUAAGGAAAAAACAAAAACAUUUCAAGUACAUUUAGGGAAAUUAAGAAAUGCGUUAUAGAGGUUAAUAAUCUUUUUUUUUCAGCCAGCAGAAAUAUGCCCUGUCAUUUUGCCAAGGUAAAUGUGUUGAGUUUUUGGUCACUCCUGUGAUGCAUUGCCUAACUUAUACAGAUUUUGUAUUGUGUCUUUAGAUUAUAUGUAUGUAAAAUCUAUUUGAAUAAAAAAUCAUGAAGAUGCAUUGCUUUUCUUUUGUACAGAAAAUGACAUCUCUGUUAAUUUAUAAACUGUAACGGAUGUGAACUAAAUAAUGUGCAACUAGUUAGGAUCAGUGGAUUACUGGUCACUGUAUGUUGAAAAUAUUCCCAGCAGUGAACUCCCUAUUUCCAUUGCAAGCCUUUGAAAAACAUAUCGGAAUGAGAUUAUGGCACGUUUGGCAUUACUAUAUAUA
Molecule: messenger RNA, 4824 nt
Organism: Nothoprocta perdicaria
Lineage: Eukaryota; Metazoa; Chordata; Aves; Tinamiformes; Tinamidae
Gene: AGAP1
Product: ArfGAP with GTPase domain, ankyrin repeat and PH domain 1
Exons: 20
Coding region: 31-3429 (1132 amino acids)
Cellular component (GO): nucleus
Molecular function (GO): protein binding; GTPase activity; GTP binding
Source: RefSeq, a predicted model, not a curated record